GAAUUUCAGCUAGUACACUUUGACAUUGGAAUAGAAAGAGCAAAAUAUAAUUUUCUAGACUUCCCUCAGAACAUAGAGUUUAUAACAUCAAGUCUAUACUUAGAAAUUAUGUUAUCAUCGUCACCAUUACCAUCUUCACCUUCUUCUCAGAAUCCUAACAUAAAUCUUUUAUUUAUAUUAGAAUCUCAAGCUCAAAAUAGAAAGAAGAUCUUGAAAGACAGAAACAAUACCUCCUCUCACCAGUGUUAG
This is a messenger RNA of Funneliformis mosseae, 249 nucleotides long. NCBI's taxonomy places the organism in Eukaryota, Fungi, Glomeromycota, Glomeromycetes, Glomerales, Glomeraceae. The record is from the annotation of a GenBank genome assembly.